Messenger RNA from Ictalurus furcatus (blue catfish), 2477 nucleotides. It is a transcript of the gene myoc, whose product is annotated as myocilin. The transcript is spliced from 4 exons. Gene Ontology annotation, cellular component: Golgi apparatus. The coding region runs from base 4 to 1419 and encodes 471 amino acids. NCBI's taxonomy places the organism in Eukaryota, Metazoa, Chordata, Actinopteri, Siluriformes, Ictaluridae. The record is from RefSeq and is a predicted model, not a curated record. Gene Ontology annotation, biological process: signal transduction; osteoblast differentiation.
ACAAUGUGGUUCCUUGUUGUAAUGUGGAUCUCCAGCCUUCUUGUAGGCACUCAGGCUCAGAGCACUGCCAGCUUCUCGAGAGGGAAUGACCGCAACAGGCGCUGUCAGUACACCUUCACGGUGGACAGCCCUACAGAGGCUAGCUGCCCCUCGACAGCAUCCAGUGCUGAGAUGGAAGCCCUGAAAUCUCGACUAGGGCUGGUAGAGGCACUGGUAGCCCGCCUUUCUGGCGGUGAAGCAUCAGGCACUGAAGCUCAGAUGGGACUUCGGACAGCCUACACCCAAGUAACUGAAGAGAGGGACAGGUUGCAGCAGGAGAAAGCCAGGCUGGCUCAGCAGGUGGAACAGCUCCAGCAGACGGUGGAGGGGCUCCAGCGUGAAGUGGAGAGGCUGAGAAGCAGACCAUGUACACAGCAGCCUCCCCAAAGUGUGUCACUCUAUGAUAGCAAUCGCCAACCAGUAACAGGCACAUCCAAUUCUCAUCUGGUUUCCAGGCCAGGCAGGACACAAGGAGACACGAGCAGUCUAAGAGAUUCCUCUUGGUCCUAUGGUAGUCCAGCAUACCUGGAGUUGAAGGCUGAAGUUGCUGAAUUUCCUGCCCCAAGACCAGAGGACACUGAAGAUAACAGAGGCUGUGGUGAGCUGCUGUGGGUGGGAGAGCCAGUGACCCACCGUAAAGCAGACAGCAUUGCUGGUAGGUAUGGCGUGUGGAUGCAGGACCCAGAAGCUGCGAGUCCUUAUGGCUCCAACAUGGUGUGGCGAAUUGACACAGUCGGCACAGAGGUGCGCCAACUCUAUGGCUAUGAGGACAUGGACCAGUUCUCCCGUGGCUUUCCGGCCAAAGUGCUGCUCUUACCUGAGGCAGUGGAGAGCACGGGUGCCACUAUGUACCGGGGCUCGUUCUACUUCCAGCGGCGCCGUAGCCGUACGCUCAUUCGCUAUGAGUUAGGGUCAGAGAGUGUUGCUGCCCGCCGAGAACUCCCGCAUGCCGGCUUCCAUGGCCAGUUCCCCUACUCAUGGGGUGGCUACACAGACAUUGACUUUGCUGUGGAUGAGAAUGGCCUCUGGGUCAUCUACAGCACCAACAAGGCUAAAGGCGCCAUUGUAGUUUCCCAGCUCGAUCCUCACACCCUGGAGGUGAAGAAGAGCUGGGAGACCAACAUUCGCAAAACCACAGUGGCCAAUGCCUUCAUGAUCUGUGGCAGGCUGUACACAGUGGCAAGCUAUGCCUCACCCAACACCACAGUCAACUACAGCUUUGACACAAGCACCAGCCAAAGCAAGGCCAUUGCAGUCCCGUUCCAAAAUCGGCACCGUUAUAACAGCAUGAUCGACUACAACCCAGCUCAGAGGAAGCUUUUUGCCUGGGACAACUACUACAUGGUGUCUUAUGACAUCCGGCUGGGGAAGCAACAGUGAAGGGGUCAUGUUGGGAGAUUAGCUAGAGAGGGUGUUAAAGAGGGUAGCAGAUUGUAGACUGCAAAAAAUAUGGUUAUGCUGGCUUUGCGGUUAUUCAUAUACUUACAAUUUGAAAUGAUCACAGAUGUAAGCAAAAGCAGUCAUCAAACAUUUCAUAAAUCUGUACGCAAGCUGAUACUGUAAAUGAGUCUGAUUGGUUUAGGAAUACUAUAUAUUGCAGAAAAAUCACAGGCGCAGAUCAGCCUUUAACCAACGCAAUCAGGCUCCCAAAAUCGGAUACAUUAGUGAUCUGGUGAUUGAGCCUAAUGCUAAAACUUACCAGCAGAAAUACCGGCAGCCAGUCAAUUGAAACGGCUCUAGAUGUGGCUUAUUAACGUCAUUUCUGCUUGUAACUCGUCAUUUAAACGUACAUGCCUUUGAGAAUAACAUUCUAUGGAGUAAGAAAGGAUUUACCUUUUGUUCAUCUUUUAAAAACCAAAAAACAACUAACCACCAAACCUUUUUAUUUUAAAUCAGAUCAUUUUGUGUUCUCCAUUGCAGGUGCAUGGCCCACUUGCUGUGUCAAUAGAGAAAUUAUUUUUCUACAUUUUGUCAGGGACAUUUUUGUUUGUUUCUAUACAGCACUGUAAAGAAGUCUGAGGGAGAGGAAAGCACAUCCAGCAUAUGCCAAAAUGAAUAGUAGUAUAUAAACUAAAAAAAAAAAAUAAUAAAAAAAAAAGAUUCCCUCACCUUGCUUUAGCUUGUCAGUCAGUAAUUUUAUAAUCACUCAAUACAGCAUACGCUACUGAUUUUACGGUUAUUCAUGAAACUAACCAUGUACAAACUCAAAGUCUGAAUAAAGAUUAUUGUGUAAUGAACAUGGCUGGUAUUUUUAAUUUGAAAUCUUUAUUGAACAAUCAACUACACCAAAGAGGUGUGCACGGUAGCCCCCGCAUCACCAAAUUGUUCUCUUUAUAGGUUUAAAAGCAGUGGUCACAAACCCUGUUUCUGGAGAGAUACCUUCAUACAGGUUUCAUCUCCGACCAAAAUCUCCCAAAACACACACCUGUUCUAGUUGA